CUCGAUUCAAUCAUUUUGUAAUUUGAAUGUUUAUUUGUCAUGUACUAUCAAUAUAAGUCUUGAGAAAACUGCCAAAUUGUUCAAGGAACGGUCUAAAGUUUGUAAAUCAUUAAUCCGAACCCCUAAACUAUGGUUCCUCGGAAUUUCCUGGGAAUUUUCCCAGGAAAUUCUGAGGAACCAUAGGAUUCCUAGGAAUUUUCUGGGAAAUUUCCCAGGAAAUUCCGAGGAACCCAUAAUUCCGAGGGAAUUCCGACGGAAUUCCUGAAUCCCUCGGAAUUCCGUCGGAAUUCUGGUAAACCGGUUCGUAAACCGAAAAUUCCGACAGAAUUCCGAGGGUUUCAUUUUCCGUCGGAAUUUUCGGGGUAAAACCAGAUCUGCGGAUCUUCUUCCCCAUUUCUCUCUUUUCUCUCUUUUCCCUUGGCGAUUUCCGGCUCCUCCUCCUCUCCCUUGGCGAUUUCCGGCUCCUCCUCCUCUCCCUCUUGAUAUUCGGGCUCCCCUCCACCCCCACUCCCCUAAUCUCUCCCUCCUCCAUGGAUUCUAGUGACCAGAGUGCGAGGGCUCGAUCUCGUCGGGCCCCACCGCGAGGCCGCGCUACUUCGACGACCCCUUCGGAUUCUCGGGUUUCGUCUAGCCGGUCUCGGGGUUCGUCAUCCUCAUCGCAGAGCCCCCGUCCCGCUAUGGUUCAGCAUGCGGCUCCUUCUCCCGCUGCGGCCCCUCAUCUUCCUCACGACUUCCCAGACAUUCCCGAGCCUCAUGUCGCUCCAGGAGUGAUGACUGUUGCACAGCUGGUGCAACAGCCAGGUCGUGACCAUCUCCCUUAUCUCACUCUGUAUCCUAGGGAACCCGGUCAGACUUGGUUCGACCGAUCCCAUAACGGGAUCAGCGCUUGGAUCAACAGGAUGAUGUAUUCCGACCUCAAGAAGGGAUACGCAACCUUCACAGUGAUGCCGAGGGAUGAGCAGGAGCUCUGGUUUCGUCAGUUUGCUCAAGAGUUCAACUGGCAUCCGGAUAACACGACGUUCAUCCGCAACGCCUUCAUCCACAAAUGUAUGGAUUCAUAUUCCGGGCAAAAUAUAUGA
Raphanus sativus (radish) is the source of this 1079-nucleotide messenger RNA. RefSeq lists its product as uncharacterized. The coding region runs from base 531 to 1079 and encodes 182 amino acids. The transcript has 4 exons. Lineage: Eukaryota; Viridiplantae; Streptophyta; Magnoliopsida; Brassicales; Brassicaceae. The record is from RefSeq and is a predicted model, not a curated record.